Molecule: messenger RNA, 3281 nt
Organism: Coturnix japonica (Japanese quail)
Lineage: Eukaryota; Metazoa; Chordata; Aves; Galliformes; Phasianidae
Gene: LRRCC1
Product: leucine rich repeat and coiled-coil centrosomal protein 1
Cellular component (GO): cytoplasm; centrosome
Molecular function (GO): protein binding
Source: RefSeq, a predicted model, not a curated record
GGCAGGACUGUCGCAACUCGCGGAGCGUCGCCGUUGAGAGCGGAGGGAAGUUUGAAGCGGGGCGGCGUGAUGGCGGGGCAGGGCGGCGAGCCUGGGGAGCUCAGCCUCGUGGAUCAGGGCGUGAGGAGCUUGCAGGAGGUCUCGUUGAGCUCGGACCUGCACACGCUCAACAUGCAGCGCAACCGCAUCGCCAGGAUCGAAGGGCUCGACCACCUCCGGAACUUGCAGCAUUUGGACUUGUCGUCCAACCAAAUCCGCCGCAUGGAGGGGCUGAGUGCCCUGCACAGCCUGCGCAGCCUGAACCUGUCCCGCAACCUGAUAACGGCAGUGGAGGGACUGGAGAAGCUCUUUAAUUUAACUACACUGAAUUUGUCGUUUAAUCAUAUACACGAUCUCUCUGGACUUCAAUGUCUUCAUGGAACCCAUCAUAAAAUUAGCUGUAUUGACCUUCACAGCAACUGCAUAAACAAUAUUAACCAUUUACUUCAGUGCGCAAAGGGGCUGCAAUGCUUGACCAAUUUGACACUGGAAAAAAAUGGAAACACCAAUCCAGUUUGUUAUGCAGCAGGUUAUAGAGAAACUGUACUUCAGGCAUUGCCCCAGCUGGCAGUUCUAGAUGGAAGAAAUAUUCAUGGUGAACUGGUAGAAUCAGCAGAAGGAAACUGUUCGAAUUUGCAGUGUUUAGAAGACAUUUUGAACUGUUUAGUUUCAUCCGGGUCCCCUUCAUCCAAAGAUCAGAAGGCCUUACCAUUGGUGACACCGCAUAUCGACCAAGCGUUAGCUUAUUUUCGGCAGCGUACGAAAAUGCCAGUACAAAGUUCUGUCAGUUCCUCUACAGAGCAUGUUUCAUCUUCAGAGCCCGAGAAAUCCAUACUUGAUAAAAUACAGAGUGAGAUGAGGAUUCAAAAAUUAGAAGAUCAAAUUUCACAGAUACUGCAGAAGGUGUCUAAUGCCUCGAGAAUGGAGGCCCCUCCAAAUGUUCUAAAAGCUAAGAGAGACACAGAUCCAACUUCUGAGAGUGAACAUGAGACUGAGAAGGAGGGCAGCAAAAAGGCUGUGAAAAGAAGCAAGAUCCCUACUUACCAUAGAACUACUUCAUCUGCUAGACGUCACUUGAAUCAUCCUAAGACCAAGAUAACUGGCAGGGAAGAGAAGAGUUCCUCAAAGCGUUCCCAUCAGAGGAACUCUCAUCUCAAUUCAUCAUCAGAUACUCCCGAUUUGGAAGUAGUGGGAAGAAGAGCUGAUGUAUUAGUUGGAAGACAGAGCAAUAUGGAAAAAUUGGAUGAAAUGAAUUCAAAUGCGACACAGGAACCCACAUACCGAGCACUGAUUCAGGAACUUGAUCAGGAAAAGGAAAGAAGGUGGAAAGCAGAACAAGCAGAGAAGAAAUUAGUAGAGCAUGUCAAAGAGUUACAGAAACAUGCAAAAGAAGAAAAGAAUAUUCAGAGUAUGGCUGUAUACACUACAGAGAGGUUAAAGGAAAUGAUAUUGAAAGAGAGAGACAUUAAAGUAAGAUUGCAAGCAGAUGUCCAACAGUUGAAAGAUGAAACUGAAAGACUUACUAAUGAAUUAAAUCAAGCAAAAAAUAAAGAAGCAGAGCAUCAGAAGGCUAUGCAAGCUUUAGAAGAAGCAUUAUCCAAGAUGGAAACACAGAGAUUGCAGCAGCGAGCAAUAGAGAUGAAACAGGUGCAAGAAGCAGAGCUUAAAGCAUCAGCAAAUGAAAGAGAAUUACAGUUACUUCGAGUAUCUCUUCGACAGCAGAGGGAGAAGGUAAAACAACUGCAUGAACUUCUUAUAUUAAGAGAACGAGAACAAAGGAAAGAACUUGAAACCCGAGUUGCUUUACAUGGACCAGAGUUUCAAGCAGCUGUGUCAAAAGAAGUGGCUAAAGAGGAGCAGAGGCAUGAGCAGCGUGUUAAAGACUUUCAGGAGAAAAUUAAUAUGUUAAACCAGAAGUAUACGGAGUUAGAAGAUGAAUUUCGUUUAGCAUUAACGAUGGAGGCAAAAAGGUUUAAAGAGGUCCAAGAGGAUUUUGAAAAUGUUUCUGCUGAUCUAGCUGAACAUCAGCAGUCCCUCUUUCAGUUUCAACAAAAGGAAAAAGAGAUGACAGUUCUGAUCCAAGACCUCACAAGCAUAGUGAAAGAACAGAAAGCAAAGAUUGCAGAAUUAGUAAAAUCAAAUCAAGAAACCACAGCAAACCUGAAGAGUCGAACUGAAGAACUUGAAACUGUGAUUGAGCAGGACAAAGAGAAAGCUGGUCAAGUGGAACUUCUGAAAAAGGAAAAUGGAAAACUUAUUUCUCAGCUAACUGCUCAAGAAUCUGUAAUUGAUGGAUUAAAAAUGGAAAGAAAAAUAUGGGGGCAGGAGUUGGCACAACAGGGAGCUCACCUUUCUCAAGAUCGAGGAAAACUGGAGGCAAAAAUCGAGGUUUUAACAAACGAGGUGGAAACUUUAAAGAAGCAGAGGGAUCAGGACAGUGAUGCUAUACGAAUUAAAAACAAAAUAGUGGACGAUCAGACAGAAACAAUUAGGAGAUUAAAAGAAAGCUUACAAGAAAGAGAUAAACAAAUCAGAAAACAGCAUGAAGAAAAUAAGCUUUUUCAAGUACAGUUGGAUGAAAAAGCCACUGAAUUUGAAGAGCUUAUGGAAAAGCUAGAAAGGCAAAAUGAGAGAAAAGAGCAAUUAAAGCAGCGUUUAGAAGAAAAAGAAGUAGAACUUGGUGACAUCAGGAGAGCAUACAGUGCGCUGAAGAAGAAGUGGCAAGGUAAAGAUGAACUAUUAAGCCAGCUGGAGGUACAAGUUAAACAGAUGAAGGAGAGCUUUGAUAUGAAGGAGAAGAAGCUGAUCGAAGAGAGAAAUAAAAGCCUUCAAGCUCAGAGGAUUGCUACGGAGAAGCUUCGUGAAAUGGAUGACGCUUUCAGAAAACGACUUGAGUCAGUAUUGGCAGCUCAUGAGGCUGAAAUAGUGCAGCUGGCAAACGAGAAGGAAAAACAAAUUGAAGCAGCAAAUGAAAAAGUUUACUGCAUUGAAGAAGAAAUGCGUCAGCUUCUGCAAGAAACAGCCAACAAUAAAAAAGCCAUGGAGGACAAAAUAAGACGGCUUACGUAUGUGUUGAGUGACAUUCAGCAAGAUCUGUGAAGCUUUAUGUCUUACGUUUCAGAGUUGUUCUUUAUGAAUGUAUACACUAAAAAGAGUAUUAAUUUAAACAAAUAUGCUACAGUGCACUUUUCCUCCUGUUUGAUUUGAAGUGCUUCUAGAGAAUAAAUUUUGUGUAGAAUUUU